Molecule: messenger RNA, 4449 nt
Organism: Caenorhabditis auriculariae
Lineage: Eukaryota; Metazoa; Nematoda; Chromadorea; Rhabditida; Rhabditidae
Source: the annotation of a GenBank genome assembly
AUGCCCUUUAAGGUUAGUUUAGAAUGACCAAACUGUUUGAAUUUAUUGAAUUUAAACUUCAAAUUUAAGUUCAAACAUGUUAUUUUUUUCCUGCCUGUAAAUAAAUAAUAUUAUUAAAAAAAUAUUAAGUUCAAUAAAAAGAUUUUCAGAAAGUAUAAUAUUGUUUUUUUGAAAAAAAUACAUCGUGAGUCUUUCUUGAUGACUCCUUUUCUGAAAAAAAGAAAAAAAGUGUUUUAAAAUCCGAUAACAAAAGAAUUUUUUUAGCGCAAAACUCUACUGAAUCUUCUAAAAAAGAUAUUUUGUUUUUCUUGAUUUCUUGUGUUUCUUGAACUUUUGACGAAUUUCUAAAAAUGUUCAAUCAAAGUUAAAACUUUGAUAUAAAACUAAGAUGUUCAGGUAUGGAGAAAGCAAUAUCUUCUGAUUCUUCUUCUGGUAACAAUAUUCCUACUAUUCUCCAUCAAAAACUGGCUUUUCCGACCGCGCGACAUCGAUUUUUCCCAUUUCGAGUUCGACAUUGAUCAAAGCUGCAAUAUGACGCAAGUCAUGCUCAGCAAUUCCGUCGAAGUCCUCAAAGUCAGCUCUUCCCGUAGAGAGAAUGAACUAGAACUAUUUCUUUUGAGGAACUCCCGCUGGACCUCAAACCAACACCUCCUUACGCCGACAAGCACGUUUACUUGAGGGUUUUUUGAUCUUUCAAGCAACUUAUUUUUUUUGCAUUCUGAAAUCCUCCCUAAUUUUUCCAGAGUACUCCUUGAUAAACCAGAUGAAGGUUCUGAAAGUAUCAAUCUACACAUUUUCCUGGUUUUUAAAAGUAUGGCUUAAAAUCUCAAAAAAGGCCGACGAGCCGGUUUCGGAUCAUUUUCUUCGAUUUUCAGUUCCUCAAAAAAUAAAUUACGUGAAAAUUUUCAAGAUCUCCACCUGAUACAUCAAUAAAUAUUCUGACCGAAUUAUUCUGAGUGAAAAAGAACGAAGUUCCUUCUUGAGAAAUUUUGAAGAAUUUGAAAGAUUCAAACGUUUCAAGAUGGUCCCGAAGUAUAAAAUCGCGUCUUGCAUGACGCCGAAGACGAUGACGACGGUGAUUGGAGGCGUUUUGUGCAACUUGGUCAACGCCAGCUACAACGAAGGAAUCGUCACGAAGUCUGACUUGUCUGAGACUCAAAGUAAUCUCUUUCCAGACCUUGUGAGGCCAAGUUGGUCAUGUCCUUGGAACAGUUCGAAGAGCAGUUCAAUCCAAAUCAAAAUUGGACAAUCAUUUUUGGAACACGAGAUCCUAUCGACAGGUUCUUGUCAGCUUUCAUCGACUACUGCAUCAGGUUCCCGGAGUUUCUGGAAAAAAAAAACUUUUCGCUUAACUUUAUGCAAUUUUUUCUAGGGUUUGUGAGUUUGAAACUUCAUAAAUAUCACGAAUUUUGGGAAGGUUCUUCGAUAAAGUUAGGGACCGCAGACCAAUUUUCAAAAAAUUUUUUUCAGCAUUGAGCUUUGUAUGGUUUGAUAGCUGUUUCGAUUCAAAACUCAGAACCGUUUAGUUUUUCGAAAAAGAUUGAGGAUGAAAAAAGUUAUGACGAAAAAUGUGGCGCGCCGCGCACCAUUUUUUUAGUACUGAAAUUUUGGUAUUAUCCAUUUUGACAUUUUUCUCGAUUUUUCUUCUAGAACAAGUUUUGAUACUGGUCUAUUAUGAUGUAACAAAUCAUAAUAGAGUGCUAAAAUGAUGCUCAUCAGCUAGUUUGCCGAAAAAAAGUCGGUAUUUUUCCAGAAAACAAAAAAACUGACGCUUGCGGGCAUCGAACUCGCGACCUCAAAAUGAAAAAAAUCGCAGCGCACGCGCUGCGCCAAGCUGCUAGGUCUAGCAAGGGGAGCUUCCAUCCGCCUUACCCUUGAGCCGUUUAGAUAGCACAGAUUGCCUAUUUCAAAAAAAUAAAAAAACUUGAAGUAAUUCAGCUAUUUUUUUAUCAGAAUAUGUUCGCAAAUCUUUACUCAAACUUUCCGUGAAAAUUCACUUCGAAAAAAACUGUUUUUUUAGUGCUUUUUUUCCUCGUUUAACGAUCGCUGCCUUAAAACGGCCCCGUAAAUUUUUUUGGCAAAGACGAAUUUUUUUAUUUUUAUUCUUUUUAAUUGAAAGAUUUUUUUCACUAAUAAAUGUAUAUAAUCGUUUAAAAAAACCUGCGUUCGGCCGCUUUCUGUGUGAUAAACGCCGCUAAUUUUAUUCUCUAGUUUCAAGAGCAUUUUUUUGCGUAUUAAACAACUAUUUCAAGCACAGAUACUGUGAAGAAAAAAAAUUCAAGUAAGGCCAUGAUCUAAAUUUUUUUAAAAAAAACAAAAAAACUUGAUUAUAUUCGCUUAUUAACGAUAUUUUUGAAUUAUGACUUUCGGCGCUCCCUAAAAAUUUUUUUGGCAAAGACGAAUUUUUUUAUUUUUAUUGUUUUAAAAUUUUCGUUACUUGAAUCAAAAAUCAUUAUUUAAAAAAAGAAAGAGUGCGUUCGACCUGAAAAACACAUGAAAAAAAGCAAAAAAAUGACAAAAAUUUUUUUAGUUCCAUUCACGUUUUUGUACGACAUUCCGCGAGAACGCAUCAAAAAAGCGUGAAAUAUUUUUUAAACGAAAGAGGAAGCUUUUCUGUACAUGUGUGUCAAAUUUUAUUCGCCAGUUCCACAUAUUUUGCAACUACAACAAAAUGAAAGUUGAAAACCAAAAAAAAGCCACUUUUUCUAUCGCGAAAAGGGGCGUGGCUUUGCGGUCCCUAGAUAAAGUAGCUGAAAAAUGAUCUAAAGCUGUUUUUUCUCUGAUAUCGGAAGAAAAUCAAUUAUUCUGCGCAAAGUUCUCUGUGUCAUGAGGCACUCACAAGGAAGUUUAAUUCACUUUGCGGUAGGGAAUUCCCUGAAAUAUGGUCAGAACACUCUUUGAUGUACCGACAGAAGAUUCUGGAAGUCUCAACUUGCACAACAAUUUUCGAGAAAUACGGGCUCAAACCUUAAAAAGAACCUAUUGAACGGAUUUCGAAAAGGUCACUUUGACUUUGAGAUGUCCUUUCUGAAGAACUUAGACUUUGAUUCGGCUGAGACUUUCAGGAACUUAUUGUGGUACAUCAAGGAGUGUAAUGACCAGUAUUAAGGAUAUUCCCAAACAAAAAGUGAAGUGAUCUUCAUUGCCAUUAGGUUUUUUUUUUCUUUCGAAAGGUUCAUCCUCGGAAUAUCUAUCGCAAACAUUCGAGGUAAAUUAAAAAGUUCACAAUUUAAACUUAAAUAUUUUCUUUUUAUUUGAAUGAAACUAUUUUUAAAGCUGUAAUUAAUCUUCUCAGGUCGAAAGACGACUGCAGAGGCUGCCGUAGCAACAUGACCUGUCUGAUAGAAAAACUUCCGUCUCUUCUCAGAGAAUCGGCCCUCAGCAAAAACCGACAUCCCGGCAUUAUGAUGUUGCAUUUCAUGCCUCAAACCUGGUGGGCACUACUGAACUGAAACUCCUGCCAAUAAGGCUUCUUUUCAGGAACUGCGACUUUUUCCGGCUUUAUCCUCAUCUACAGUUUCUGCGCUACUCACAGGAUUAUUUGAACGAACUACAUCCACAGCUUGAAGCCCUUCUCCGCAGAACAACGGUAUUAUCAUUGAGAAAGCGCUCCUUCUAACAGAGAGAAGAGUAUUGUAAUGAAACUUUCGAAGAUUGUGAUCAAGUUUUUCUUUUUCAAAUUCACUGAUCCCUACUAGUUUGGCCUUUAGAAUAUAUAUAAAAACAGUAGAAAUCAAUUUCAAUUUCAAUUAAAAUGAAAACUUGAUAGAAAAAUUAUUACCUACAAAAAUUGGCUAUUUCUCUGAUAGUUUUUUUCGUUUUCAUAGCACAAAUUUGACUGGCAUUUUUUUUUCUCGUGCUUAUCUUUCAUCUCAGGAACUUGUUAUCUCAGGAACUUCUUAUUAUUGUAAGAUAACUUCUUUUGAAGCUUCUAUCUAUCGAUUUAUACCCUCUAUAAAAUAAAUCUCAUUCGGUUUGAAAAUAAUUAAAGUGAGUUCAAAGAAACUUUCCAAAAACAGACAAAAAUGUAAUGAAAAACAUUCGCCACGACUUGAAGCAGUUCCUAACAUCUGCCUUCUCUUUUCUCAGGCAGGGAAAACUGGGAAGAAAAUUUAACGAAGAGAGUUCUGCGGAGAGAAAAAGAGGGUACAGACAAGUCAGGCUGUUUCAAGUCAACACCAAUGGAGUAUACCAAUUUUUAUACCCUAUUCCUGAUGCCAGAAUUUCCAGAUUCCUGACUACCGGAUAGACCUGAGCAUGCGGAAGAUCAGAGAGAUCCGUUCGAGACACACGACUCGCUACUCGGCCUUCACUCCCUUUUUCCGUCAAAAACUCUUCGAAAAUCCUCGUUUGAUCUACAUUCUGUCGCAAAUCUACCAUCACGACUACUUGUUGCUCGGCUAUCCGAAACCGACUAUUCCUGAAUCCAAAUCUUUCCUUUUCUGGUAG